CCAAGUUCGCCUCUCACUCACUCACAUUCUCUCCCAAUAUGACCAUAGUCUCAAAUGAUCCCGCUUGGUGGCUGACCAUCAAUGCAUACCGUUUUUCCAGCUAUUUAAUAGUUGCCGCCUUUGUUGGAGUGACGUAUGAUUGGGCGCUUAACAUUGGACAAGAGGUCGAAUUGGUCUGGCGCUACCUUGGAAUCUUAUAUUCUGCAGUGGGUGUAUUUUGUUUACUAACUUCAUGUUCACUAAUGACUGUCACGCUCUACUGCCACAGUUGCUGGAUUAUGUACGUCGUACAGAAUUGGACGGUUGUUUUGGUAUUUGCGAUGCUGUGGGUCAUCAUCAUCACUCAGUUGCAUGCC
This is a messenger RNA of Suillus bovinus, 356 nucleotides long. RefSeq lists its product as uncharacterized. Lineage: Eukaryota; Fungi; Basidiomycota; Agaricomycetes; Boletales; Suillaceae. The annotation marks the transcript as partial. The record is from RefSeq and is a predicted model, not a curated record. The transcript is spliced from 9 exons.